This is a messenger RNA of Calidris pugnax (ruff), 4616 nucleotides long. RefSeq names its product REST corepressor 3 (gene RCOR3). Bases 267 to 1583 code for a protein of 438 amino acids. Gene Ontology annotation, molecular function: transcription corepressor activity. Gene Ontology annotation, cellular component: histone deacetylase complex; transcription regulator complex. Gene Ontology annotation, biological process: regulation of transcription by RNA polymerase II; negative regulation of DNA-templated transcription. The record is from RefSeq and is a predicted model, not a curated record. The transcript is spliced from 11 exons. Lineage: Eukaryota; Metazoa; Chordata; Aves; Charadriiformes; Scolopacidae.
GGUGCCACGAAAUAUACUGAUAAAGAUAAUGGAGGGAUGCUUGUAUGGUCUCCAUAUCAUAAUAUUCCAGAUGCUAAGUUGGAUGAAUAUAUAGCAAUAGCAAAGGAAAAACAUGGAUACAAUGUGGAACAGGCACGGCAGCAAACACUGCAGUUAAAUGGAUCUGCAUACAGUUGUGGUCUGGAUUCUCUGCAAAAGAUUGAGCUCUUUGUUUUCAUGACAUGCUCAGCUUGUAAUGUGCACUUUUGAAAGGUUUGGCUCUCGGCAUGUUGUUCUGGCAUAAACAUAAUAUUGAGAAGUCCCUGGCAGAUCUCCCUAACUUCACUCCUUUCCCUGAUGAAUGGACAGUUGAAGAUAAAGUCCUAUUUGAACAAGCUUUUAGCUUCCACGGAAAGAGCUUUCACAGGAUCCAGCAAAUGCUUCCAGACAAAACUAUUGCAAGCCUUGUAAAAUAUUAUUAUUCUUGGAAAAAAACUCGCUCUAGAACAAGUUUGAUGGAUCGGCAGGCUCGAAAACUAGCUAAUAGAAAUAAUCAAGGUGACAGUGAUGAUGACGUAGAAGAAGCUCAUCCAAUGGAUGGAAACGAUAGUGAUUAUGAUCCAAAAAAAGAAGCCAAAAAGGAGGUAACAGAUAGCUUAACGGGCAGUAAUGAGCAGCCUGUUCAGACCAGCAAAAUAGGUCUGGGUAGAAGAGAAUAUCAGAGCUUGCAGCAUCGCCACCACUCUCAGCGUUCCAAAUGCCGUCCACCAAAAGGCAUGUACCUGACCCAGGAAGAUGUGAUAGCUGUUUCCUGUAGUCCCAAUGCAGCCAACACAAUUCUUAGACAGCUGGAUAUGGAACUAAUCUCAUUAAAGCGACAGGUUCAAAAUGCUAAGCAAGUAAACAGUGCACUUAAACAGAAAAUGGAAGGCGGGAUUGAAGAAUUCAAACCUCCUGAGUCUAAUCAGAAAAUCAAUGCCCGUUGGACCACAGAAGAGCAGCUUCUUGCAGUACAAGGUGUCCGAAAAUAUGGUAAAGAUUUUCAAGCUAUUGCAGAUGUAAUUGGCAACAAGACUGUUGGCCAAGUGAAGAACUUCUUUGUAAACUACAGGCGUCGGUUUAACUUAGAGGAGGUAUUGCAGGAAUGGGAAGCGGAACAAGGAACCCUGGCUUCUAAUGGUGAUGCUUCUGCUUUAGGGGAGGACACAAAAAAUACUUCUAAUGUGCCAUCAGGAAAGAGCACUGAUGAAGAAGAUGAGGCACAAAGCACUCCGGCCACUCAAUCUUUAGGCCCUUCGCCUCCAGCGCAGGCCUCUGCCCCGGCACCUACCGCUCCCGUGGCAGCUUUAAACCAGCCGCCCCCGUUACUGCGUCCGGCGCUUCCCGCUGCUCCCGCUCUCCACCGCCAGCCUCCGCCGCUCCAACAGCAGGCGCGAUUCAUCCAGCCCAGGCCGACCCUAAACCAGCCCCCUCCGCCGCUCAUCCGCCCAGCUAAUUCCAUGCCUCCUCGCCUCAACCCCAGGCCGGUCCUCACCACCGUCAGCGGCCAGCAGCCGCCCUCGCUCAUCGGAAUCCAGACAGAGUCUCAGUCCACCCUGCACUGAAGAAACAAAGCAGAACUACGCUAACUCCUACAUUUACAAAAAUAGUAUCAAUGUACUCUUUUUUUUUCUUUUUUUUUUCCAAAAUAAUGAAGGGGAGAAAAAGAGCAAGCCUUCACAGGUGUCCGACCAGUUUUACAGAGGAGCAAGCUAAUAACUAGGAACAGAACCACGUGAAUGACCACCUGUAUAAAAAAUAUUUUUAUGUCGAAGACUUGUACAGCAGAACAAUGCCUACCAUACCGGCCCUCCUCUAUAUGAAUGACUGUUGAAGGAAGCUAACUUCUUAAAUGACUAAACGUUCAACACACCAAGAUUUUGUUUAACUGAUUUUUACUCUAUUUAUUUUAUUACUGUUCUUUGUAGUCAAGCAUCUAACUACAGGAAAGUAGUCUGGCAAAUCCUAGGAAUAGAUAAUAUUGUAGGAGAUUUAAAUGUAGUGUUGAGUUUUUUUGUGUGUGUGAAUUUAUUUUUUUGUUUUUUACUUUUUAGUGCAAAAAAAUAAUGGCCUUAGGUUCAGAAUUUUUGGCCCUGUUUAGAUAACAGUAGAAGCAUUUCAUGCACUUGUAAAAUGUAGGUGUUUCUUCUCUUCAUGUUUUUUCCCAGAACACUUUUUCUUGUUUAAAAAGGUACUGUCUUAUUAAAUACUCCUCUGAAAGAGUAUUCUAAAGACUCAGUGAGCUAUUGUACCAAACUUACUAGAUCUCACGCGUGUUCUACUCACAGAAGUUACCUGAAAACAGGAGUCCAGUUUCCUGCUGCAAUAUUUCUUGUGGGCUGGGGUGGAGAGAGAGGCAGCAAUUUCCACCACCCAGGGGGAUGACAGGAGAGGAAACCAUAUAGCAAGAACCAUUUAAUUUAAUUUGUUAUUCUGCUAAUUCUUCUAAUUUAAGUACAGUAGAAUUUCAUCCCUCUGAGAACGGCUGUCUAGAGUUCGUGUAUGUGUUAGAUCAUUGAUAUCUUGCCUAAGAAUUCACAAGGGAAGUAGAGAGGCUGAUGGUAUUAGUAGAAUAUUGUGGCAGUAGAGUUACCUGCUGCCAGCCCAGUCUUAGAGUUAAAUAAUUAUCUCUGAUUUCUGCUGUUUCUGGCAGAGUUGAUUAGCUGAGCUGAGGCUGUUGUGGGGGGUUUUUUGGGUUUUUUUUUAUUGACUAAGUAAAAUUGCAUUUGGGUAUUAACUAUUGCUUCCAAGUUUUAGGAGACAGAAAGGUUGUCUUUCCACUGCAUUCUUGUCCGAAACCUUGAUUUAUGCCAGCAGUGUUUUAGGGGUGGGUGUGGUUUUUUGGUUUGUUUUUAUUUUUUUUUUAAAUAUAGAUGCCUCUAUCCCCCAAGUAAACCAGGCUGCAAAUUUGAGUAGCACUGUUUGAUUGUGCGGUGUGAUUGAAUCAAGCUAUUGAACAAUACUGCAUUCUUGACCAUGUAAUAACAUUCAUGUCGACUGCCAUACUAUUUAGGAAAUUAUUUUUGCUUAUAGCUGAAAUGGUGUUUGAAAAUCCUUUUAAAUCCGUUUUGUUAUUAACUAGAAUUGUCCUUGACUAAAAUGAGACUUUAUUUCUUUUUUUAUGUGCAAAGGGAAGUUCUUAUAGCAUCAGGUCCUACUUCGUUUGUAAAUUUAGUAUUAAAGUUUGAUAGCUGUGGCCUGGAUUUGCAGUUAAGGUGUUGACCUUCAUUUGAAAAUAUUUUCAGAUCAAGCUUGAGAGAUUUUUCUUUCCAGACGGCUUUCCCUGGUGUGCCGAGGUCUCGUACAAAAGGUCCUUCUUACAAAUUUUCUUUUGCAUCAGAGCAGAUGUUUAGCCACUACGUGAACAUCAGAUGAUCUCUCAUUUAAGAAAAAGCAGCAUUGUAAGGAACACCGAGGAAUUCAUGGUCACUGAAACUUGUGUUCUGGGAGUCAUAAGUAUCCCCCCACCAGCUACACACAAAUCUGGCUGCUCUCCAGACUUUAAAACCAAUACAAAACUGAUCUAGUACAUUUUGACAUCCUAAAUAUCACAGUUUGUUAACAGUGGUAAGAUACAUCUUCAGGAUUUCUUUUCUUUUUUUCUUCUUUUUUUUUUUCUUUUAGCAUUGAGUCUCCCAGGUGUGUGUAUUGUACCUUUGCUAAUUUUUGUCUUGUCUCUUGUCAAUAGACUUCAGUAUGCAGAAUGUUGGGUGUUGCAGUACAGUUGGCCGCCACCAACUGCUAUAAAACUGUUCAGUACAUUGUAAUUCCGUUUAAUCUUGUUUAAGUAUUCUAUAACUGGGCAAAGGUGCUGUAUUUGAAGGGGGGAGGGAGGGUCAGAGAUAGGUAGUAUUUCUUAAUUUACAUACACUGUAGCACACAGUAGGGAACUCCUAGCAUUUGUAGUACUCAAUAAGUAUGUACAUAGCAAAAUGUCUUUAUUGUGUGCUUUGCAGAAUAUGUGCAUACAGUUUGCACGUCCUGUUUUGGGGGGUAGGGUUUGUUUUAAGCAGUGUUUGCCUGGAGAGUGAUAUGCUUGCUGCUUAAUCAAAGGAUUAAAGUUUCAAAGAAAUCUGUGUCUUCUAUUUUUAUGUACCUUGUAAUGGUCUAAUAUGUUAGGGCCCUUAUACUGUGAUUCUCUUCUAAAUUCAUUUAUAUUUUUUUAAGAAUUAGAAAUAAAAUUAUACAAUGGUGUUGAUUUCAGUGGGGAAUUUCUUUUGCCAUGUCUAGUCUCCUGUUUUGUAAUGUAGUAAUGAACUCUGAACUUCAAGGUUGGCUUAAUUUUGUCACUUUAAAAAAAAUGUAAAAUGUUUGCACACUAAAGUUCGCCAGAGAACGUGUAUCCUACAUUGUUCAAAGCUAAUGUAACUCUACAGCUUUUUGUACAGUUUAUUUUAGUUAAUAAAGCAAAACGGUACUAAAAAAUGACAGAUUUUACAAAUGCAAGGCAUAGUCUGAACAACAUGUCUUCUAGGAACAACACUUGCAAAAUAUGGAUGUACAAGAACUAUCAGAUUUAAAUGUUGCACUUUAAAUCAGAAUGGGUAUGAAGUUAAGCAGGUAUUUCUGCAUUAAUAAAACAAUCACUAAACAUUGCA